AUGGGGAUUCAACCUUCUUCUGGUGGGAUCCUUGAACACCAUUUGGCAGUCUCUAUUCUUACCUUGGACAGGAUGGUCCGUCUAGGCUUGGAAUCCCAUUGUUUGCAACAGUGGCAGAAGUUAGAAAUGGUACUAACUGGCUCAGUUCAUAAAUCGUUUGUCUCAAAGGCAGUUUGGAAUGAGAUAAGACCUGUGAAGCAGGUUGUCUCGUGGGCCUCUCUGGUUUGGCACAAAGCUAUUGUUCCGAGGCACACAACAAAUGCUUGGCUUUUUGUACUCAAUCGGAAUCCUACUCUCGAUAGAAUUCACAACUGGGAUGCAGAAUCACUGACUACUUGCCUUCUCUGCGGGCUAGAAAAUGAAUCACAUGAUCAUCUGUUCUUUGAAUGUCAGUACUCCCUGCAGGUCUGGCUCAGAAUUAUAAACAGGCUUUCUCUUCCAACUCCUCCAUCGGCUUGGACAGCAAUUUUACUCUGGCUUCCUCAUGCCCAUGGGGACGGCUUCAGACGUUUGGCAUUACUACAGGGUUGGCAGGCUGCUAUAUAUUUCUUAUGGCAAGAACGCAAUGCUCGUAUGCACUCCAGUCUAACUCUCUCCCUUCUGGCUGUGGCACGCAGAGCUUUGGAUAUUCUUUUGGACAAUUGCCAUGCUCUGUGCUCUCUUGGCUCCUCUCGUGGUCCUCCCCAGCUGCAAAUUUGGCAGCCUCCACAACAGAAUGUACCUUCUAUUUUCUCCAUCUGA
This is a messenger RNA of Brassica napus (rape), 741 nucleotides long. RefSeq lists its product as uncharacterized. The record is from RefSeq and is a predicted model, not a curated record. NCBI's taxonomy places the organism in Eukaryota, Viridiplantae, Streptophyta, Magnoliopsida, Brassicales, Brassicaceae. The coding region runs from base 1 to 741 and encodes 246 amino acids. The transcript has 2 exons.